GCUUUAGGCUCGUCCCGCGGUCCUGCCCUCCCGGUCCUAGAGCGCUCCCUUCGCGGGUCGUGGGAUUUUCCUAGGUACGGGGACAGCGCUCCUCCUCCGCGCAGCACGCGCCACCCAUAGCUCCGGACAGUGGAGCAGAUAUCAGCCCAACACCCCAGGCGCGCGCAGCCCGCCAUGGACCCCAAGGACCGCAAGAAGAUCCAAUUCUCUGUUCCCGCGCCCCCCAGUCAGCUCGACCCCCGCCAGGUGGAGAUGAUCCGGCGCCGGAGACCAACCCCUGCUAUGCUGUUCCGGCUCUCAGAGCAUCCUUCUCCAGAGGAGGAGGCGUCCCCACACCAGAGAACCUCUGGAGAGGGCCACCACCCGAAGUCGAAGAGACCCAAUCCCUGUGCCUACACUCCCCCGUCACUGAAAGCUGUGCAGCGCAUUGCAGAGUCCCACCUGCAGACCAUCAGCAACUUGGGCGAGAACCAGGCGUCAGAAGAGGAGGAUGAGUUAGGGGAACUUCGGGAGCUGGGGUACCCAAGAGAGGAUGAUGAAGAAGAUGAGGAUGAGGAUGAAGAGGAGGACGAAGAGGAAGACAGCCAGGCGGAAGUCCUGAAAGGCAGCAGGGGAACUGUGGGGCAGAAGCUAACUUGUGGCAAGGGUCUGGAGGGGCCCUGGGAGCGCCCGCCUCCUCUGGAUGAGCCCCAGAAAGAUGGGAACUCUGAGGACCAAGCGGAAGACAGAGCAGCACUAAGUGAUCCGGGGGAGGAGCCUCAGCGCCCUACCCCUCCUGAGCCUGGCACAUAAGCUCUGGGUCGCCAUCUCCAGGAGGAAACCCACUCUGUCCCCACCCUACUUUGUACCCUUUCUUUCACCCGCUAGGGCUGCAGCUUCUGGCUUCUUGAAGACUAAGGCUGAUCUAUGUUUGCUUUGGCUGAAGCCCAGAGUCCCGAUGCCUCUCCCUGCCAGUCCUUCUUCUACUUACCCGGUGGGAGGGGGGAGGUGAGAGAGAGCCCACACUGGAAAACUCAGAAGGCCAGAAACAAACAUUCGCCCUUCACAAUUCUCCUCUCCAGAUUCACUCCCCUGGGUGCAGGAGACCCACAGGGCAGGACCCUAAGAUCUGGGGAAAGGAGUACCGAGAGCCUGCCAAGUGCCCUGAAGUCUCCUCCAUCCCUUCGUUCUAUGGGGGGCUUUGAGUUCCCAACUCCUCACAGACUUCUACCGGGGUCCAUGUCUCGGGAGUUUGUUUCCACAGCCUCAGCAUUUUGGAUGUCUUCCCCUGUUGUCCCAUUCCUGCUGGGUGCCUGCAAGUCGGACUGGCAGACGCUGCUUGUGUUUCAUUUGUGCUUUGGUGCCAGGAAACCCACUUAGUAUAUGUCCUUAGAGGGGCCACACCGUGGGGGCAGCUUGGUUCUCUUUUUCCUCCAGCUGCUUGGCUCUCUUCCCUCUUCCCUGACUCCAGGCCUGAACUCCUCCUAUGCUGUAAUAAACCUUUGUAAAUAAUU
Molecule: messenger RNA, 1493 nt
Organism: Phodopus roborovskii (desert hamster)
Lineage: Eukaryota; Metazoa; Chordata; Mammalia; Rodentia; Cricetidae
Gene: Ppp1r1b
Product: protein phosphatase 1 regulatory inhibitor subunit 1B
Exons: 7
Coding region: 175-792 (205 amino acids)
Biological process (GO): intracellular signal transduction
Cellular component (GO): cytoplasm
Molecular function (GO): protein phosphatase inhibitor activity
Source: RefSeq, a predicted model, not a curated record